This is a messenger RNA of Ambispora gerdemannii, 399 nucleotides long. NCBI's taxonomy places the organism in Eukaryota, Fungi, Glomeromycota, Glomeromycetes, Archaeosporales, Ambisporaceae. The record is from the annotation of a GenBank genome assembly.
AUGGAAACCACACAUCUCCAGGCACUCGCAUUGAAUUUUCUGAAAAACAUACCAGGCUUUCUCAAUGAGGGAGUCGACAUCCCGACGCUAAGUAAUUGCCACAAAUGUAACGAGCAAAUUUUAUCGGUACUCUCCUGUGGCCAUAUACUUCAUCGAACUUGUAUUCAGGAAAUUAUCAUGGGAACCGAAGCAAAAUGUCCGAGUCCACCGCCGACCGCACCCAUACAAAGUCAGUCGAAUCAAACCAACGAUGAGCAAGGCCGAGAACCAACACCUCCGAAUAAAUUACAAGGUUUGAUAACCGAACUAUCCACACCUACUAAAGGUGAAUCUGACGAAGCCGAUGAGAAUGAGAUACCUGAUGGAUCAUUAUCCCAAAAUUUGGCCCGGCUAUAUUAA